Messenger RNA from Salvelinus namaycush (lake trout), 8558 nucleotides. Its product is annotated as protein PRRC2C-like. Lineage: Eukaryota; Metazoa; Chordata; Actinopteri; Salmoniformes; Salmonidae. The coding region runs from base 414 to 8558 and encodes 2714 amino acids. The record is from RefSeq and is a predicted model, not a curated record. The transcript is spliced from 29 exons. Gene Ontology annotation, biological process: cell differentiation.
GAGACAGGCCGCGGCGCAAGCAGCACUCAACGAGAGCAGCACUGUCUCACACGAGAUAACGGGUGGGCAAAAAAAAAAAGACAGAAACACAAGUCGUGAUCCCCUUAACGUCCAAACAACGGUGGAAACCCCGGGAAAGAAGAAAGGGCACCGUGUUGGCACAGAAUAGAUUUGAGGCCCGUGCAAGUCGAGGAUAAAUGGUUGGAUGCUAGCUACUGUACCACGCUAGUUACCUAACUAGCUACCGUUAGCAAGCUAGCCAGUUUUUGUAAUCCGCCGGCCACACACUCGGCUUGGAUACUACAAAACAAGCCGAACCCAGACGACAUACUAGAAGAAGAGAGACCGGCGGUGACAGGAGGCUGGUUCUGGGGGUGAGACCAGAGGACCAGACUCAAUGAGUUUCCAGCGAAAUGUCAGAGAAGUCAGGGCAGAGCACCAAGGCAAAGGAUGGCAAGACCAAGUAUGCAACCCUUAGCCUCUUCAACACGUACAAGGGCAAGUCUCUGGAGACCCAGAAAACUGCAGUGGCUGCCAGACAUGGGCUCCAGAGUUUGGGUAAGGUUGCUGUCAGUCGGCGCAUGCCCCCCCCUGCCAACCUGCCCAGCCUGAAGGCAGAGAACAAGGGCAACGACCCCAACGUUAACAUUGUCCCCAAGGACGGCAGCGGCUGGGCCUCCAGACCUGAGGGAGGAGACGAGAGGCAGUCCGAUACCCCCCCACCCCAGCCUAACCCAGGGCCCCCCCAACCCCCAGAGGUCUCGUCCUCUAUAGGGUGCAGCAGAUCCUGGGCCAACAGCAAGCUGCCACCACCACAGCUAGAUGGAGGAGCCCCUCGUGUGAGCAGCCAGUUCCACCAGGAGUUCCCCAGUUUGCAGGCAGCCGGAGAGCCGGAGAAAGGGGAGGGGCAGGAGGAAGAGCCUUAUGGACCUGGACCCAGCCUCCGACCUCAGAAUGUUGGUAGUUGGCGCGAGGGCGGGGGAAAGAAUCUGACCACCUCAGCUAGCCCUUCUGAGAUGGACAGCUGUGGGCCAGAGGAGGGAGGGGCAGCGCUCAGCACCCCCUCACCCCCUGGGGAGGUGGAGGAGAGGGGCAGGGUGCCCCCUAUUGAGAAGAAAGAGGAGAGGGAGAGGCUGCCCCUGUCUGCCAAGCCUGCACCCCUCUCCUCUCAGCCCAAGCUACAACCCCCCUCUGCUCCAGCCCAGCCUAAACUCAAUGGGGGCCAGCAGGCCCAUGCCGGUGUGCCUCCCCAGUUCCACCCCCAGCUCAGGGGCAUGAUGCCACCCUACAUGUUCAAUGCGUAUCCCAGGAUGCCCUUUGCUCCAGUGCCAGGGAACAUCAGAUACCCUCUUCCACAGGAUGGAGCCAGGAGAGUCCGUCCCCAGCACGGGCCCCCCCAGGCCUGGAUUAAGGACCCAGAUAGACCCUCCAUCAUCAGCGCCACAGAGCUCAAAGAGCUUGACAACCUGGACACAGAGGCUGACGAGGGCUGGGCUGGAGCUCAGAUGGAGGUCGACUACACAGAGAAACUCAACUUCAGUGACGACGAGGAGAACCAUGCCGCCAAAGAGAAAGGGGAAAACUGGGAGUGGAUGGGUAAAUUGGAGCGGAUGAGGGUGCAGCGCACGUCAGACGGCCAGGAGGGCAGCAAAGGCUCAUGGGUAGAUAGAAGGGACCCCAGGGUGCUUUCCCCAGGCAGUAAGGGGGUGUACAAGACCGGCCCACCACAGGACCAUCAGGGUCAGCCAGGUGGGCGCUCGGUGGGCAGCGGAGCCCCUCGCGUGGCCAAACCCCCCACCAUUGCUCCCCCUGCUGGUGAGGAGGAGUGCGAGGCCUGGCGCCAGAAACACAAGAAGCAGGACCUGUCGGAAGCGGUAGAAAGAGCCAGGCGGAGGAGAGAAGAGGAGGAGAGGAGGAUGGAAGAGCAGAGACUCGCCGCUUGCGCAGAGAAACUCAAACGCCUCAACGAGAAACUCCGCCCGGCAACAGAUGCCAAGCCCGGCCCUGCCGCCGAGACAACCAAUGAAGAGACUGGAGCUGUGUGUGAAGACACACCUCUUUUGUCUGUUCUUCCCCCUGUCUCCAACCCUGCACCAUCACAGCCUGCCCCUUCCUCUCAGCCCCCGAACAUAUCAGCCCCUCUCCGAGAGAGUGUGGAGAGGGAAAGGAUUGAGAGAGAGAGGGUGGAGAGAGUAGAGCCUAGUGCGAAGGAAGAGAGUCAGUUUGUGCCUCGCCAGCCCAGCCCUCCAGUCCAGAGACCAUUGUCCAUACCCCCAGAGCCUCGGCUCGGAGAGGGUCCCCUGCGCUUGGUGGGCCCCCUGAGUGAGGUGAGCCCUCUGGUAGAGGAAUGCCAGACUGAGAGACUGACGCCCAUGCCUAUCAGAGACUACUUCAGCACCGAUGAGAGCAGAGUGGAGGAACCUGUGCCACUCACUCUGCCCCUUAUGGACCCCCUCAGUGGAGAGGACGCCCCUGUGGCCCCCCUGGACCUUGAGGGAGAGGUGGGGGCUGCCAUGCGCCCCUCUCUCACCUCUGGAUACUCUAAACAGUUCCAGAAGUCUCUGCCCCCGCGCUUCCUCAGGCAGCAGGAGCAGAUGAAGCAGCAGUGGCAGCAGCAGCAACAGCAGCAGGGGGGUGGUGGUGGGGCUGUGUCCCCAUCAGGAGGAGGUGCGGGUGGAGGAUGUGUAGCUGCCUCCCAGCAGCAGCACCGCUCCCUGUACCAGCCCGUCGGCCCCCCUCACCACCAGCAUCAGCAGCACCUGGCUAACAUGGGCUUUGACCCCCGCUGGCUCAUGAUGCAGUCAUAUAUAGACCCCCGCAUUAUGUCUGGAAGACCACCGCUCGACAUGCCAAACAUGCACCCUGGACCUGGGCGGAUUCCUCCUAAGCAGAUAGUUCGUAGAGAGCCAGGAGACAGCUCCAGUUCUGACUCCUUCGACCACCUGACCAGGCCCAUACGGGACCAUAGUCUCCCUUCUGAACCGCGCAUAGUAUGGGGGUCUGACCCAUACCCCCAAACUGAACCCCUGCCCUCUGUCACACCCCCUAAAGGACGGGAGGACGAGGACAGCAGAUUGGACUCUGGGUUGGAGAUGGAAAGGGGUCUCCCAGCCAUGUACCCCAGCCAGGAUCACAAUCCCCUGAAACCCUGUGGCAAAUCAGACCUUUUCAGAGACCCCACAAAGCCCCUGUCAGGAUUCGGCCCAGGCCCAGAGGAGGCUCCAGAACCCCUGCAGACAGAAAUAGGGCCUGGUGGGUCUCCCUUUGAGCCAGUGGAGCCUAGCCUGCCCACUGGAGAGGUGGAGGCUCUGGGACAGGCCAUGCUACAGAGUACUAUCUCCCAGGGCUCCAGCCACUCCCUCAAACUGGAUGAGCCCAGGUUCGACAGCCUCCACCUGGGCACAAAGACACUUGAGCUCCAGGAUCCAGAAGAGAGGCCAGGCGCGGAAGAUAUAAAGGCCAGUAAAGAGCCUUUCUCCCAGGCUGCUGUGGCCGGGGACACCCCUCCAGCUGACGGCCUCCACAAGCUAGAGAAGCCAGCCCCCAGCAAGCAGAAGGCUGAGCUGCGCUGGGGAGGGAGGUCUGGGGCCGGCCGUAGGGACGGACCAGGGGGAGAGAGGCCGGUACGCAGGUCUGGACCCAUUAAGAAACCUGUACUCAGAGACAUGAAGGAAGAACGAGAGCAGCGGGAGGAGAGAGAGCGACACCGUGAGAGAGGAGAAAAGGGGGAGAGACCCAAGAAGGAGGAGCGAGGAGAAGUGAAAGCUGCCUCCGCUGCUGCUGCGGUGUCUGAGGGCCCCAGGGACAGACCCCACGGGGAGAAGGAGAGGGACAGACCCCACGGGGAGAAGGAGAGGGACAGACCCCACGGGGAGAAGGAGAGGGACAGACCCCACGGGGAGAAGGAGAGGGACAGACCCCACGGGGAGAAGGAGAGGGACAGACCCCACGGGGAGAGGGACAGACCCCACGGGGAGAGGGACAGACCCCACGGGGAGAGGGACAGACCCCACGGGGAGAGGGACAGACCCCACGGGGAGAGGGACAGACCCCACGGGGAGAGGGACAGGGACAGACCCCACGGGGAGAGGGACAGGGACAGACCCCACGGGGAGAGAGAGAGGGAUGGGAAGAGUGAGGCCCCUGAGACAGAGGGGUCUGGGAAGGGCCCCCAGAAAUCCAGAGAUACACAUGCCCCGAUACCAGCCUCCCAGGACGACAAGACAGACCAACUACCGAACCAUGACAAAAACCCUGAACCUAAAUUACCCUCUAGGAAGGAGCCCAACCUCCCCCCACGGACCUACCGCCGUGAGGAGAGGGAAAGAGACCGGGAGAGAGAGAUGGAAAGGGACAGAGAGCGAGACUGGCCGGCUGAUGGUUUUAGAGGCCGAGGCAGAGGGGAGUACUACUCUCGAGGACGGAGUUUCCGGGGGACUUACAUUGGUCGAAGUAGAGGUGGCCGGGGUCGUAGUCGAUGGGAGUACCCUUAUCAGGAGCCGCGCUCGCGCUCAGACUUUCCUGCCGUCAGUGGCGCUGCUGCCUUCCGCUGCCGUGAAGAGAGCGAGACGCGCAGCGAGAGCUCAGACUUCGAAGUGAUGCCCAAACGCAGACGGCGUCGUGGUUCCGAUACCGACUCAGAGAGCGAAGGAGGACGGGAGUCCGCUAGCGACACUGGGGCUUCAGACCGUGAGCCCAGUGCCAAACCACCCCGAUCGCUCCGCAGUGAAAUACCAGGAGAGCCCCGCUCUGGACCACACAAACCUGGCUUCGGACCCCAUCACCUGGGGGAGAAAGGAGGGCCCAGAGGAGGAGACGAGGGAAGGCCCAAGCCAGGCUUCCUGCCCAAAGGAGAUCCUUCACGGCGGGGGAGAGGGGGACUGUACAGCAGGCGAGGGGGAGCCAGGGAGAGAGGAGGUCCUAGGUCAGCUCCUCUCAGACGACCAGGAACUAGAGAGUCGUCCUCCCAGUGGCCCUCUAAACCCAUGGAGACCUUCCGCCCCGAGGACACAGAACCCUCGUCAUCACGUUAUGACAACUGGGACCACCACUCUGACCGACGGCCCGUUCGAGGAGACAGAGACCGACAGUUCGAGGGGAAGAAGUUUGGGGAGGGGGGACCCCAGAGUAGCAGAGACAGAGAGAGGCCCCGUCGCCCUCGGCCAGCCCGACCCCCCAGACAGGACAAACCCCCCCGCUUCCGAAGGCUGAAGGAGAGAGAGGCUGCAGUCUUAGCUGGAGGAGACACAGGACCAGGACCCACCUCCACUGCCCCCGUCCCAGCCUUAGUGCCUGGCCCUGUCUCCCUGUCCCCUACUCUCUCCAGAGCUCCAGGGGCCCCCUUCACCCUGCCUGUAGAUAAGGAACCCAAAGCCGCUGACCUAACCUCUGACCCAGCACUGCCUGACACCACCCCUCCCACCACCUCUGCCGUGGGCACCAAGUCACCUGACCUGUCCACGCAGAACUCUUCUGACCAGGCCAACGAGGAGUGGGAGACGGCGUCGGAGAGUAGCGACUUUAACGAGCGUAGAGAACGGAAGGAGAGGAGGGGAGCGCGGGAGGCUGCUAGUGGCACUGCCCAGCCCUCGACACCAGCCCCCCUACCCCCUCAGGGCUCAGCACCCCCCAGUAGGACCCCCACCGAGGGAGGGGUGACACCCAAACGCGAGGCAGCCGGGCCCGCCGGGGGCAGGAGGAGUUUCUCCAGUCAGCGUCCGGUGGAGAGGCAGAACCGCUGGGGGAACAGCGGACCCAAACCAGGCCGCGGCUACGCAGGGGGGAAGGGAGAGAGGCGAGGAGGUGGCAAGGCUGGACGCAGAGGAGCGGCCCCAGACUCAGCCCCAGGUGGGGGAGUGGUGCGUACUGGGGGUAAAGACCCUGCUGGACGCAGGAAGGACGAGACCAAACAGAAACCCAAGGAGAAGGAGAACGCUCUGUUGCAGUUUGACCUAAACAACUAUGCCAGUGUGGUGAUCAUAGAUGACCAUCCAGAGGUGACAACCUUAGAGGACCCCCAGUGUAACACUACAGAUGACGGCUUCACUGAGGUGGUCUCACGCAAACAACAGAAACGACUACAGGACGAGGAGAGGAGGAAGAAAGAGGAGCAGACUACACAGCACUAUGGGAAGAAAGGAUCAGGGGAAAAGGGGAGAGGAGGAAGCAAGCUGCCACCAAGAUUCGCCAAAAAACAGCAGCAUUAUCAUCAACAAGCAUCACAACAACAACCACAACAAGCCUCACAGCCACAGCAGCCCUCACCUCCCCCCCAACAACCCCAGCCCCUCCUAUCUGCCUCCCAGCUCCCUCCCCCCUCCCAGCCUGCUGCCUCUCCCCAGACUCUGGAAGGCUCUGUGGCCACCCUACCCCCCGCCCCUACCCCCACCACUGUGGACUUCAUCUCCAAGACUCCCCUUCCCUCUGUGGCCCUGCUCACGCAGCCCCACAGCACUCUCGGUACGGAACUCUGGGAGAACAAGGUGACCGGAUCCACCAUACUCCCUGACGUCAAGAAACUUGGACCGAUCAGCCCUCCUCAGCCUCCUUCAGUCAGUGCCUGGAACAAACCUCUCACCUCCUUCACUGGGACUGUCACUCCUGAGGGAGUGAAGCCUGGCUCAGAAGGCAGUGUGGAUCUAGGGAUGGACAGUAUCCAGUUUGGAGCCCCGUCCUCAGCUGGCAGUACAGACAGCGAUGGUGUACCAGCCAUGCUUGAGCCUGGACCUGACAACAAACUACCUGCUCCUAAAGAACAGAGACAGAAACAGCCCCGUGCUGGACCUAUCAAAACACAGAAGCUCCCUGACAUGGAGCCAGUAGAGCCUAAGGAGUACAAGCCUGGCCCUAUUGGUAAAGAACGCUCUCUGCGUAACCGCAAGGCUAAGGACGUCCGUGUGGGGGGGGAAGAAUGUCUUGAUGGGGGGAUUGUACCAGGAGGAGGGACCAACAGAGCAGUAGAUUCCAGCCCCCCCAACACAGACACCUCUGUUCCUGAGCUAGGGGGCGAUAUCGAGGGGAUGAUCACCAUACCCUCGGCUGAGUACGCCAGCAGCUCCAAGGAGUCAGUGACCGACUACACCACCCCCUCUUCCUCUCUGGCUGACAGCGUUCCUACUGGAGGGAGUAAGAUGGAGGAGAGCCUGGUGGCCAACGUGGCCCUGCCUCACCCUCUCCCUCGUAGAGAGGCCUUACAGCAGAGCUCCAGCCUCAGUACUGUCUCUCCUGCUUCUGUUGACCUCACACUGAAGAUGGAGUCAGCCCGUAAAGCGUGGGAGAACUCCCCCAGCCUGGUAGAAAAGAGUUCUCCUGUCACCUCUUCUCCCAUCACCUCCUGCACCUCCUCCUCCUACUCCUCCUUCUCCUCUGUCUCCAUGCCUCAGAUACCAGUAGCCUCUGUCACACCAAGCACUUCUCUGACAGGUGCUGGGACAUACACCACGUCCGCUCUGAGCACUAAGACCACCACGGCCUCUGACCCCCCCAACAUCUGCAAGGUGAAACCCCAGCAGCUGCAAACUGGAUCCAUGGGCGGGACCAGCUUCUCCCAGCUGGGCUGUGUGGCCCCCCUGCUUCCCCAGCAGCAACAGACUCCACAGGUUUACGUCUCCCAGUCUGCAGCAGGCUCUGCAGCCCAGAUUCCAGCGUUCUACAUGGACACCAGUCACCUGUUCAGCAACCCCCACUCCCGCCUGGCACCUCUGACACAGCACCAGCAGCAGAGCUACCAGCCUAGACUCUCACAGCAGGCGGCGGUGCAGCAGAUUCCUAUCCCAAUCUAUGCUCCCCUACAGGGGCAGCACCAACACACACACACACACUCUCACCAGGCCCAGCUAAGCCUCAGCACCGGACCUCCCGUCUCCCAGCCACAGGACCUCUUCAGCUCUUCACUGCAGCCUUAUAGAUCACAGCAGGCCUUUAUGCAGAGCAGUCUGUCCCAGCCCAGUCCCAUGAUGUUAUCAGGGCCAUCUCUCCACAGCUACCCUGGUGUUGGGGGCCAUGACCUGGGCAAGCCCCAGUCCAGCCUGGCCUACCAGCAGCCCUCCAACACACACACACAACACAUCCCCAUCCUGUUUGAACCACAGCUCAACCAGCCCUCUGGCAUGGGAGGAUCCCAGCUGAUAGACACACACCUACUGCAGCGUCAGGGGAUGAGUCCACAUUCUAACCUGUACUCAGGACAGGUGCAACAACACGGACAGAGCAGUUACUAUAGUAACACACAGUCUCCUAGCUCUGCCAUGCAGCAGGUGCAAGUCCCUAUGCCAGGCUCCCAGCUCGGUCUUCCUAACUAUGGUUCCGGGGGCAGCCAGCCCCUCCUGGCUCUGCCCCCCACCCCUCCCCAGGCCCAGCCCCCCAGCCUCAGCCGCCAGCCCCCAGUCUCCCAGCCCUACAGGGGACCCUUCGGACACACACACAGCGUGAUGCAGCCCCCCUCCAGCAAGAUGUCUGAGAUGGACCUGAAGCUGUUUGGCAGUGGGAUGGACAUGAAGCCUGGGACAACUCCUCACAGCGCUAGGAGCACUACCCCUACAUCUAGUCCUUACAGGUAA